This is a messenger RNA of Gigantopelta aegis, 791 nucleotides long. RefSeq names its product G8 domain-containing protein DDB_G0286311-like. Lineage: Eukaryota; Metazoa; Mollusca; Gastropoda; Neomphalida; Peltospiridae. The coding region runs from base 6 to 722 and encodes 238 amino acids. The record is from RefSeq and is a predicted model, not a curated record. The transcript has 3 exons.
UCAACAUGUGCGAAGGUAAUGCAGCUCAAAACAGUGAUACUUUCUAUCUGGAUGCAUUCUCCAAUUCCACAACUGACCCCCAAUGUAUUUGCUUACUACAAGUACAGGGGGCGGCUGAGAUUGGCUUUCAGCAAAAUAUUAUUUCUGGAGAUCCAUGCGUGUCUACGUUAACUUUGUACAGCGAAAUGACAAAGGAUCACGCGUUUGCGUGUCGCACCGACGGUUCAGCAAUAAAUGUCACAACAAACUUCACCACGAUGAUGUUGGAACUGAAGACGUCGACGUUGAGUCAAGAGUCUGCGUACUGUUUACAGGUUUCCAAGAAAGGAGGAGCAGGAACACUCCAAUUACAAUGCAUUAAGCCAGCUGUCAAAAGUACUCCUACGCCUACUCCGACUACGACUCCUACUACACCUACUCCUACACCUACUCCCACUCCAACACAUACACCUACUCCAACUCCAAUACCUACUCCUACACCUACUCCCACUCCUACACCUACACCUACUCCUACACCUACUCCUACUCCAACUCCAACACAUACACCUACUCCUACACCUACUCCUACUCCGACUCCGACUCCAACAAUGUCGACAACCACGAAAACAUCAGUAGCAGGAAGUUCGGACAGGUUUCCAGUUGAAGUAGUUGCAAUCAGCGUCGUGGCUGCAGUUCUGUUGAUUGUGGUUCUUAUUUGCGCAGUUUGUUGUGGCAUAAGGUAAGAAACCAGAUGAAUGAAUGAAGGAAAGAAGGAAUUAAUCGAUAGAUAGACUAACAGACAGAAAGACAGA